Theobroma umbraticum is the source of this 1240-nucleotide messenger RNA. RefSeq names its product proline-rich family protein. Gene Ontology annotation, cellular component: transcription repressor complex. The record is from RefSeq and is a predicted model, not a curated record. NCBI's taxonomy places the organism in Eukaryota, Viridiplantae, Streptophyta, Magnoliopsida, Malvales, Malvaceae.
UCUAAGAAUUGAAAAAAUUGGGGCGGGUAGGCUGGGCAGAAUGUCGAAUACAAGCUCGACUCCGACCACCACAAGUCGGCCUUCAAGCAGCAGCACAAACGCAGCAGCAGCAGUGACGAUGAGUAUGAGAGGGCCAUGCCCAACAACGUCAUAUCAAGAGCCGCAAUGUCCAACAACAGCAGGAGUGAUGUACCCAGUAGCCUCCUCUGGAAGGGGAUUCCUUCCAACAAACCACCCAUGUCGACCUCUCCUGCCCUAUCAUCCUCAUCCUCAUCCUCAUCCUCAUCACUUUGCCAAUCCCCGGCCACCAUCUCCAUCCCUAUCCCUUCCCCAUCCUACUCAUUUCCAUCCUCCUCUUAAGGCUCUCUCCCUCUCUCUCCAUCCCAAGGUUGCUCCUUCGCCAUCUUCACUUUCUGAAACUAAUGGCUACAAAAAUGUCAGGGACAGAACCAAAGACGAUUCUCUUGUCAAUGUUAGGGAUCGAAAGGUCAGAAUAACAGAUGGGGCUUCUGUUUAUGCUCUUUGCCGUUCAUGGUUAAGAAAUGGAUUUCCAGACGAAACUCAGCAGCCACAAUAUAGGGAUGUUAGCAAGUCUCUUCCACAGCCUUUGCCUAUACCAGUCACGGAUAAUUUGCCAAAGGACACAGAAGAUGAAGAAGAACAGGAACAGGAAGAUAAAAAGGAGGAUGAGCAAUCUGUUGAGAAUUUAUCAGCACAAGAUCUGUUGAAAAGGCAUAUUGACCGGGCUAAAAAGGUCAGAUCAAGGUUAAGAGAAGAACGUUUAAAACGAAUUGCGAGGUACAAAACUAGGCUGGCUCUUCUCCUCCCUCCCCUUGUAGAACAGUUCCGAAGUGAUGCUGCUGCAGGAAACUGAUCCAGAAUAUCAGCAUCAGAAACCAAUCACAUUGGGGCAGCGUCAUGGGCUUCAUGCCAUAAGUAUGUAGUUGUUCUUCUGCAGCCUAGUAGUAACUAGAGAUCCAAAAUUGUUGCGGGGUGGUGGAGCCAAAUUUAAUGCUGCAAUGAACAAACUGUUUUGUCUGUUUAUAAAUAAAUGUAGAGAUUCAGAUAUGCUACAGAUAUUUCAUUAUGUGCAGCUUUGAUUAGAGUUUUGAAACUGUUGUAUUCAUAUCUCAUGGAUGGUCACUAUGCGAAUUCCCAAUUCCUUGUGGCAAAUCAUCAGAUGAAGAUGGAGUGAACCGAAUCCCUUAUUUUCUUUAUAUGUGAAUCUUGUAAUUGUCUA